AUGGUUGUCUGCAAAUAUUUCCUACAAGGCAAUUGCAAGUUUGGAAACAGCUGCAGAAACGAUCACCCUUCAUCUGGGUUCGCGAGUCAAAACAGAUUUAGCCCUCUUAGUGGCAGCGGAGGUAAUCGCUUUGGAGGAUUCGGAAACAUGAAUGACGGUCGACAAGACGCCUGGCGUCUAAACACUGCAGAUGUACGCAAUGAUCUUACAGAUGGAAAAGGUCGACCCAAAUGGAUUCUCUCGGCCUAUGGCCCAGGAAAAGAAGCUCCAGCUUCGCUCCUUGAGUCCGAUGAAUUCAGCCCUGAAGAAAUCCGAGUCCGCUUCUACGAAAUGGCAAGCCAAGGAAAGCAGGACGAUGCAGAUCGUGAGGCGAUGGGCUUGUGGAACAAGGCCGAUCAAGACAUCAAUCAGAUUCUCAACAAUGUCGACGGCGUAAUCAAAUUCAUGGAAGAGGCAGAUUCAAAACAUCCGAACAGAGGAGAUUUUGCAAAGAUGGAUGGGACCAAGUCUCGCGACCAGCUUAUCAAGGACGCCACGAUGCAAUCAACAACGUCGACUCCGGGAUCUGGCCCUGGCUUUGGUCAGGGCUCUACGCCCAAUCCUUUUGCGAAGCCUGCUGCUUCGACUUUUGGUCAACCUUCCCAGCCUUCGCUCUUUGGCUCUUCUACUUUUGGGAAACCAGCUUUCGGUCAGAGCGGGUUUGGAAGCAGUUCAGGGCAAACUUCUAGUCCUUUCGGGCAGACUUCCAGUGGUAGUGCAUUUGGGAAACCGGCGUUCGGAAGUUCUGGAUUCGGCCAAGCCACGUUUGGUCAGCCAUCGCAGCCAGCGGCGCCCACAUUCGGACAACCUUCUCGACCGACGUCGACGUUUGGCCAGCCGUCUCAACCGUCCUCUACAUUUGGGCAGCCAGCCUUUGGGUCGUCUGGAUUCGGAUCUGCUGCACAAAUGAGUCCGUUUGCUCCAGCGUCCGCGUCAAGUGGUUUUGGUCAAGGGCCAUCAACAUUCGGUCAGCCAUCCCAACCAACAUCGACGUUUGGCCAGCCUUCACAGCCCGGCUCUGCAUUUGGUCAACCGACACAACCGAGUUCGACAUUCGGCCAACCUUCACAGCCUACUUCGACGUUUGGGCAAGCAAGCCAACCUACAUCUAUCUUCGGCCAGGCAAGUCAGCCUUCAUCAACCUUUGGACAUCCAUCUCAACCAACCUCUAAAUUUGGUCAGCCUACGACAUUCGGUAAACCCGGCUUUGGCCAGUCCACAUCCACUUUCGGACAACCAUCCCAACCUCCACCAACUUUUGGCCAGCCAUCCCAACCUACGUCAACUUUCGGCCAGCCAUCUCAAUCCACUAUAUCCCCCUUCGCCCAGACAUCGCAAUCAACGACAUCCCCAUUCGGCCAAGCUGCAAGCACAGCGUCUGGAUUUGGAACAACAGGUUUUGGGACCAGUUCCAGGUCUGAACCGGCUUUCAGUCAGACAAAUGCCCCGACCAAUCCAGUCGGCGUCAAACCAACAGAAGACCAACCCAAUGACCAGACCAUGGACACCGCAUCCCCGGCAGAAUCUCGUCCAGUCUCUCGCGCUAAUCUGUUUGAAACACCGUCCACUCAACCAUCCCAGCCUGCUCCCUCUUCCACACAACCACAGCCCACAGCAGCAGCGAAACCAAUCGUCAACACCUCGUCAACACCACACCCACUAACCGGCAAACCUCCCCACGUCAUUACAUACACACAAACUCUCCCACCGCAACCGACCCGGAAAAAUGCCUCGGGUCAAGUGACUUCCUACCGCGGCCAAGCUGUACAAUAUGUUGACGGAACGCCAUGUUACGCACGACCCGACGGUAAGGGCCUGGAGAAGAUCUGGUUCCCUGACGCUGGCGCGACGCCCGAGGUUGUGGUGCUGAACCGGGAGGAAAAACUUGAUGAUUUCCAGGGGAGUGAGGACGAGUAUUCGGACAUGGUCAAGGAUGAGUAUAGGUAUUUAUUUGAAAAUGGAAGGUUUAAGGAUGGGAAGAUUCCUCUGGUCCCGCCGUUGAGGGAGUGGGGAGUUUAUGAUUUCUAG
This is a messenger RNA of Rhinocladiella mackenziei CBS 650.93, 2067 nucleotides long. RefSeq lists its product as uncharacterized. Bases 1 to 2067 code for a protein of 688 amino acids. NCBI's taxonomy places the organism in Eukaryota, Fungi, Ascomycota, Eurotiomycetes, Chaetothyriales, Herpotrichiellaceae. The transcript has 3 exons. Gene Ontology annotation, molecular function: metal ion binding. The record is from RefSeq and is a predicted model, not a curated record.